Molecule: messenger RNA, 907 nt
Organism: Tarenaya hassleriana
Lineage: Eukaryota; Viridiplantae; Streptophyta; Magnoliopsida; Brassicales; Cleomaceae
Exons: 3
Coding region: 240-779 (179 amino acids)
Source: RefSeq, a predicted model, not a curated record
AUAUAUAUGAUUCCAUUUCCCAAGUUUCUAUAUUUCGACCAUCUUUUUUCCAAUUUCUUUAUUUUAAAAUUAAAUCAUAGAUAUUUUCCCCUCGGGGUUCUACCACAUGUAAAAAUCCCAAAGGUCGUGAUUUCCAUCCAUCAGUAUAAUCACACCCACUUUUUCCAUUAACGUACGUGAUUUUCUUCCUUCUCUCCAUUUCUCGGAUCCUUCCUUCUGAUCGAGUUUACAGAACGGAAAUGGGGAAUUGCCAAGCGGCGGAGACGGCGACGGUCGUGAUUCACAACCCGGCGGAGAAGAGGGUUGAGAGGGUAUACUGGUCGGUGACCGCGAGUGACGUCAUGGGCUCGCACCCUGGUCACUACGUAGCCAUGGUUGUCACGUCGCCCACCUUGAGGAACGACAACGGUUCGCCAUUGAAGCAUCUCAAGCUUCUCAGACCCGACGACACUCUCCUCCUCGGACACGUCUACCGUCUCGUCAGCUUCGAAGAGGUUCUGAACGAAUUUGCGGCGAAGAAAUGUGUAAAGCUGGGGAAGCUGUUGAGCGAAGGAGGAGGGCUUGAGCUGAAGAAGAAGAAGAGCGACGAAUCGGGUCGGGCAAACCCGGAUCCGAACCCGACAGAGGAAUCCGACAUGGUGGAAAGAAACGGAGUAGACGACGGAGGGUCCACCGGAAUCCUUGCCGGCGCCGGCGGGUAUCGGAGGCGGUACGGCGGCGGAAGGGGUGGCGCGUGGAGACCAUCCUUGCACAGCAUCCCCGAAGUCGAAAUCUCAUGAACUCUUUUAUAAAAGUGAUGUAUAGAUUCUCGGGCGCCAAUUAAUAACUUGGCAACAAGAAACCCAAAAAGAAAUGUAAAUCGAUAAAUGGCGAAAUAAGUUCGAAAUCUAAGAUGUUUUCACGACAA